CUCCUUUAUUAUUAUUUUAUGCCAUUCGAUACAAUUGAUACACCUCAUCAUUAUUAUCAAAUACCCUUGGAUGACAUUUGGUCUAAGCUAAAUGUAUCCUAUACAGAAGCCGGUAUUAAUGUAGAAACAAAUGUCACCAGCGCUUCAGAUCUGCACUCGCUCAUUGAUGCCUUUGGGAAAUUAUGUGACACCAAUCCACCUGACCCAGCAUACUCCCCAACUACCGUAUCUGGCAUUACGCCCCUUUACAGAAAUAAAUCACACCAAUCUAAGCCUGUCAAUUAUUUUAUAUGCACGGAUAAGCUCGGCAAGAGAAUCACGCCGAUCAGACAGAACAAUGGACAAUUGCGAGACAUUGCAGAUGCAUGCAUACACACCUACUUUGAAUGCUGGAUACGAUUCACACCUAUUCUCUCUCGUGAAGAGUUUAUGCAGUGGUACAUGUCACAUCCUGAUCCUACAAGCACCCUUAUUGUCAAUGCCAUCUGUCUAUUCGUAUUUCGACACAUGGUGACUCAUCAUUGCCCACCUGAAUUAGAACAUUAUAUCACCAAUCAAGACACGAUUCAAGAGCAAGAAGAAUAUUUCUUUGAACAGGCACGAGAAUACUUGGCUCAAACCUUUGACCACCCUGACAGGUUCACCAUCAUUGCCCUGUCCUACAUGAUGUCUCGAGCAGAACCAAGCCGUCGACAUCAGUACGCGGGUAUGGCAGUAUCUGCACUUCAUCAGCUCGAUAUUUAUCCACGCCUUGUUGAAGAUGACGACACAUCGUUUGAAAAAGAAAAGGAUACACGCCUCUGGUGGUUCGUUUGGGCAUGGGACUUUUACAUGUCCUCCUCAGGUGCACCCAAGAACACGCCUCAACCCAGAGUGCCUGGUAAAGAAAUCGAUCUGCCUCGCGUGAUGGAGCAGGACAUUGACAACGGCGAGCUUGGUAUUCUGGCAUUCAUUCACUGCCUACAAAUCUGGAAGAUACAAUCCCGCGUCGUCACAACAUUUUAUGAACAAGCAGUGGAUAUGACACUAGAACAACUUCAUGCGUACGAUAAACAGCUCUUGGAGGUUUACCAACAAUUGCCUUGUUAUUUGAAAGGACAGAGCAAAAACAACGACGUGCUUUUGGCUUCUAUUCGAGUUCACCUUGAAUACAAUGCGACACGCAUCAUUCUUCACAAGCUGUUUAUACCUGACCAAAACGACCCACGACCGAGCCAGGCAUCGCUCGAGUCAUUAAAUGUCUGUCUAAAGACUGCUCUUCAACAGAUUCCAAAUUUAAGCACAGAGUUACCCAAGGCACGGUGCGCAUUUGAUCGUGAUGAGUUUUGGAGAGCAUGUGAAGUCAUUUCGCUGGCGAUGGACAUUCACCGUACCUGUGCGUCUCCCAAGGACCGCGCGUUGAUUACCAAGGACGUUGACUUGCAGGAAUUUGAGAGUGGCCUGACAAGAGGUCUGCAUAUCCUAAAGAACACAAAGGAGUACCAAGUAGGCGGAAGAGGCUGGAUCCAGGUCGUGGACUGGUUAGAGGUUCAAAUUCGAAGACACCAACUGUAUUCUCGCCCAAGGCCAAUCAUGGACCCGUCUUGCUCUCUUGAAAAUCUAAAGAGAGAAGUCAAGCAAUUACCAUCAUUUGAUCAUCAGUAUUCUAUGCAUUCAUUUCAAGCAACCAAAAAGAGUUUGGCCAAUACUUCGUCCAUCUCCUUUGUACCAUUUCAUCCUACUUCAUCAUCGCCUCCUCGAUCACGAAGGAACUCUUCAGACCAAAGAGGCAAGGUUCAGUCCAAGUUUCGGUAUUUUAGUCCCAAAAAGAUGAACAAGUUUAUGUUUAUUGACGAUAAUCCUAUUUUCUGAAUACGUCCC
Molecule: messenger RNA, 1860 nt
Organism: Rhizopus microsporus ATCC 52813
Lineage: Eukaryota; Fungi; Mucoromycota; Mucoromycetes; Mucorales; Rhizopodaceae
Exons: 1
Coding region: 19-1851 (610 amino acids)
Biological process (GO): positive regulation of transcription from RNA polymerase II promoter by galactose
Cellular component (GO): nucleus
Molecular function (GO): RNA polymerase II cis-regulatory region sequence-specific DNA binding; DNA-binding transcription factor activity, RNA polymerase II-specific
Source: RefSeq, a predicted model, not a curated record